Molecule: messenger RNA, 471 nt
Organism: Zonotrichia albicollis (white-throated sparrow)
Lineage: Eukaryota; Metazoa; Chordata; Aves; Passeriformes; Passerellidae
Source: RefSeq, a predicted model, not a curated record
AUGGGGAUAAUGACAUUUAACAAGUUAUUUUAUGCUAUUUGCAUCACUUUAGGCUUCAUUGAUCUCAGCCUCUAUGACCAAGUGAGGCUCUUGGAGAGCUGCUGGAUGGAAGUUCUGAUGAUUGGUUUGAUGUGGAGAUCCAUCGACCAUCCUGGGAAACUGAUUUUUGCACCAGACCUUGUAUUAGACAGGGAUGAGGGGAAAUGUGUAGAGGGGAUUUUGGAGAUCUUUGACAUGCUCCUGGCCAUGACCUCGAGGUUCCGGGAGCUGAAGCUGCAGCACAAGGAGUAUCUGUGUGUCAAGGCAAUGAUCCUCCUCAAUUCCAGUGAGUAUGUGCUUGCCUCUAAUGCUCACCAAAACUGCACCUUUCAUUGUUCUUUAAUGGAAGAAGAACUGAAUAUCACGUCAGCAACUGCCUAUUACUUCUUGGCAGAAAGGUCUGUAUGGGCAUUUGUGACAAUCUGGCAAUGA